Molecule: messenger RNA, 1098 nt
Organism: Fusarium sp. VM40
Lineage: Eukaryota; Fungi; Ascomycota; Sordariomycetes; Hypocreales; Nectriaceae
Source: the annotation of a GenBank genome assembly
AUGUGUGGUUUCAAGUCUCACUUACACGCCAUACGUCGUCGCAGACAAUACAGAUAUCCUUCUGCCGAGGAGACGCUCAACCAUCCAGCCUACCCAAGCACUAUCUGGGCGCUAGAGCCUCACUCCCAUGGCAGAGUCUCAGUAGCCCAUGGCCGUGGCGGUCCAGUCGACAUUUCUUGGGAAGUUCAUGGCCAAGGACCCGUCAGACUCGUGCUUAUUAUGGGUUUAGCAGGACUCAAGGUUGCAUGGCAGCGUCAGACCAAGUACUUUGGCCAUGAUCGAGGCGACAAGUACUCUGUCCUGAUCAUCGACAAUCGCGGUAUGGGCGGCAGUGAUAAGCCCAUAGGUGUCUACUCUACCAGUGGCAUGGCGCUCGAUGUCAUCGAAGUCAUCGACCAUGUUGGCUGGAAGGCUGAGCGUGAAAUCAACCUCGUUGGUAUCUCAAUGGGCGGCAUGAUUGCCCAGGAAGUCGCUAUUCGCAUCCCAACACGUCUGCAGUCGCUCUCGCUCGUCUGCACAUCAGGCCGUGUUCAAAACACAAAGGGUUACUGGGAUACUAUCACAGAGCGAUUCAGCAUGUUCGUUCCUAAAUCCAUGGAGCGCAGCAUUGUUGACACAGCUCUUCGGCUCUUCACUCCCGAGUGGCUCGCUGCACCAGACGACGAGGUCUUGCCUGAACCUGGCGUUACCACGCGAUGCAGUCCACCAUCGCCGGAAGCUGGUGCAACGUAUCGUCUCUUUGACUCCAACUUCCAGCGGUUCCAAGCCCAGGAGCUAUACAAGAAGAGGAACCCAGAACUGUUUUCACAAACCAUGCUUAUGUGUCAGCUUGCGGCGGCGGGUUUACACAACAAAACAGACCAGCAACUGCUCGAGAUAGCAGAGGCUGUUGGCUCUGAGCGAAUCAUGGUCAUGCACGGGAGACGUGAUGAAAUGAUAACUUUCCCCAACGGCGAACGACUGGCCAAGUUGCUGAAGCCAGCAGCUGUGCGUUUUAUGGAUGAUAUGGGGCAUGCACCCAUUAUGGAGCGGACACAGUGGUUUAACAGUGUCUUGGAGGAGCACCUGAAUAUGUUGACCAAGCCGAAGGAGGAAUGA